CUCUUUUCAGUUAUAAUUUUUACUAUUUCUCAAGGCCUCAAACACUUAAACUACUUCCACUACUGGAUCUAUCAAAACUUUGGUGUCAUUGUUAUUGUUAGUACCAAUCCUUAAUUGUUAGCUACCUAAGCAAGAGUUUGUUGUACAAGUGGGAGGCAAAAAGAAAAGCAAACAGGCUUUGUCAUGAUAACCAGUUUUUUGAAGGCUCAACAACAUCUUGUGCUUUGCUUGGGUUUGCUCUUCGUUCAUUGCAGGACUUGGUCACCUGAGGUUUUAAUGGCAACAAUUGAGAAAUUUAUCAAAGAUAUCCACCCAUCAGAAACAAAAUGGAGGGUGAAAGUGAUUGUUCUAGAGAAAGGAAUGCCGAAAACUGCUCGAAAUGUUGCAAAAAGAUAUCAAAACUUACUACUAUCUGAUUCGCAGAAAACACAAAUACAGGCCACUAUAUAUGAUGAUGACAUCGAGAAGUUUCAAAAUACAUUGACUGUUCACGGAUGCUACUAUAUAUCAAACGCCUAUGUCAAAUUUACAAAACUACAAUAUCAAGUACUAGGGAUACCAUAUGAAUGGGUAAUAAAUAGUAGAUCUACUUUAGUUGAAAUGUGCCAGAGGAAGAUAUCUCAAUGUCAACUUCAGUAGAAUACAAUUUCACUCCUUUUGUUAGCUUCUUAGAUCAUAUGGAUCAAUCAACUUCAGUUGGUAAUUAUAUUGCUCGUUUAAAUUUGCUUAUAUUAACAUAUUGCUAUACAAGUGAAAAUACUAACUACUUUUUUCUUGGUUUCUUUGUUUAUACAGACUUGAUGGCAGUUGCAAUUAUUGUGAAUCCUAAGAAGCAAAUAUACACCAGUAAUGGUUUACAAGAGCUAAUAGUUGUUAAUGAAGAUUAAGAUUACAAAACAAAAUUCAUGUACAUUUAGAUUACAUUUCUUCAUUUUUGUUAAUAAUUUAAAGCUAUUAUACUGGAAAAAACCAAUUGGCCUGACAUGCUGGGGACAUUUUGUUGUUAAUGAAUGUACUACAAUUAAAAAACUAAUAGCUACUACGCCUAUCAUUGUUGCUAGAUGUAUGAAAGUCACAUCAAUUAAUGGUAGAUCAUUAUCUCAUUUUAUUC
Cannabis sativa is the source of this 1111-nucleotide messenger RNA. RefSeq names its product replication protein A 70 kDa DNA-binding subunit D-like. The record is from RefSeq and is a predicted model, not a curated record. The transcript has 5 exons. Bases 184 to 639 code for a protein of 151 amino acids. NCBI's taxonomy places the organism in Eukaryota, Viridiplantae, Streptophyta, Magnoliopsida, Rosales, Cannabaceae.